UUCUACGUUUUCUAGAAUGAUUCGUGCUGUGAAUUGUGGGAAAGGUAAAACGAAAACGUCUGAUGGGAGCAAUAUUGGGAGGAAGGAACUUGCUGGAACAUUGGUCGCCUUCGUAAGGUUCCUCCGUGGCGGGCGAAACUAGCCAAAUUGCAGCCACUCCCCCUCCCCUUUCAGAGCAAAGGGAAACGGGCGUCUGGAAACUAAAGCUCCCACUGAGAAUAGAAACCGAAAGUGCAGCCGGAGAAUCGCCCAGCUUUCGCCCGGCCAAGUGACAGGAUCAAGAUCGAGGAGUGAAAGGAACAGCCGGCUGUGUUUCCCGGAGGGCGAAGUUGUAAGUUUGGGAAGCCGGGACGCCGCGCAUAGACGGAAUCGUUGCCCUUUCCCGAGCGGUUCCCCGCCGGCGGCUACAGCAGCAGCAGCAUGGAAGCGGCCGCCAGUCCAUCCCCCGCCGGCGGCUACAGCAGCACCAGCACCACCACCACCACCACCACCAUGGAAGCGGCCGCCAGCCCAUCCCGGGACGAGUGCAUCCUCUACUUGAUCUCUUGCUUUAGGACCAGGAUCAAGAACAACGUCCGAGUGCAUCAAGUGCUGGAUUUGAUGCCGUCCCUCAGCCUCGACCAAAAACGUCAGCUCCACGCCGUGGCUGCAGAAAAAGGGGACGUGGAAGCCGCGGAGAAGCUGCUCUCCCUGGUGGAGAAGGGGGCUCCCGACUCGCCGGGCUUAUGCCAGGAGUUCUGCGAGGCGCUGGUGAAGGGAGGCUACGCCGCCGCCGAUUACCUGGAUCCCAGCCUGAAUGAACUGCCCUCGCCUUCUUUGGAAGCGGCCGGCGACCUGGGCAAGGCUCUGGUGAACCUGUUCUUCGAUCACCUCACCGACACGCUACAGGCCACUCAGGUGGCUCUCCGGUGUUUGGGAAAGGGGCUGUUAAAUCUCGAAGAUGUGGAGCGGGUAAGCCGGAACAGACUAAAACUGUCUUUUCAUGUGCCUGCCAGCCAAAAACUCAUGAGAAGGCUGCGCACAAUUUGGACAAAGCCACAUGCAAUUUGGACAAGGGUACAACCUUGGGAAGAAGAUUGGCACAGCCAGCAGCUACUUCCUGAACGGGCCAGGAUGGGGACAUCUAAUCAGCAGCGGCAGAACGAAGACAGUGAAAAUCAGUUGUGGGUAGAAAGGCUAGCAGAGCCAGUGAGUGAAGGACAGCCAAAGCAUCAUAGAUUGGAACCUGAUGUCAGUUUGCAAGAAACAAAUGCCUGUGAUGUGAAUGCAAACUUUGGACAGAUGAACCUUUACAGUGAUGAUUCAGAUCAUGUUGAAAGUAGAGAUCAAAGACCUUCCUCUGAACAAGAGCUGAGUCUGAGAGACUAUCAGAUGGAAGUGGCCAAACCAGCUUUGGAAGGGAAAAAUAUUAUUAUAUGCCUUCCCACAGGCACUGGCAAGACUCGAGUUGCUGUUUACAUUGCCAAAGACCACUUAGAUAAAAAAAGAAAAGCAAAAGAGUGUGGAAAGGUUAUAGUUCUUGUCAACAAGGUGCCAUUGGUGGAACAGCAUUUAGAAAAUGAAUUUGGUCCCUAUUUGAAGCAUUCGUACCGAACAAUAGGACUAAGUGGGGCGUCUCAGCUGAAAUUUUCAUUCCCUGAACUAAUUAGAGAUUAUGAUGUGAUUAUUUGUACAGCUAAGAUCCUGGAGAAUGCAUUGGAGAAAGUUUAUGAAGAUGAUGAAGAAAGAGUCCAGUUAUCAGUGUUCUCCUUGAUGAUCAUUGACGAAUGCCAUCAUACCCAGAAAGAAGCUGUCUAUAACAAUAUAAUGCGUUACUACUUAAAAGAAAAAAGGGGAAAUGAGAAGCGAAAGAAAGAAGGAAAACAACUGGUGGCUCAGCCUCAGAUUCUGGGGCUGACAGCCUCACCCGGAGUGGGAGGUGCAACGACUCAUUCAAAAGCAGAGGAACAUAUUCUAACAAUAUGUGCCAACCUGGAUGCAGAUGAGAUUGUGACUGUUCAAGAGCACAGCGCGCAACUGCAACAUCAAGCAAAAGAGCCUCUUAAGAAAUUUGAGAUUACAGACGACAAAAAGGAGGAUCCAUUUAGAGAGAAACUCGUAAACAUUAUGACUGAGAUUCAAGGCUAUGGCCAAUUCAGUCCAAACGUUGAUUUUGGAUCACAGGCCUAUGAACAGUGGGUAAUUCAGGAGGAAAAGAAAGCUGCCAAGGAAGGAACUCGCAAAGAACGGGUAUGUGCAGAACACUUGAAGAAAUACAACGAUGCCUUGCUGAUUAAUGAUACUACCCGAAUGAUUGAUGCCUAUAACCAUCUGAAGAACUUUUAUGAGGAAGAAAGGAACAGAAAGAUGGUAAAGGAUGAAGAUAGGGAAGAUGGAGUCACAGCCUCACAACUAGAUGAGACUGAUACAUGUCUUAUAGAGUUGUUUUAUGACAAACAAAGAGAGCUGGAAGAGUUAGCACAAAAACUACAAUAUGAAAAUGAAAAACUAACGAAGUUGCGCACAACUUUAAUGCAACAAUUCACAAAGAACAAUGAACCCAGAGGAAUUAUUUUCUCGAAAACUCGUCAAAGUGCAUUUGCUAUCUAUCGGUGGAUUAAUGAUAAUCCCAAAUUUGAAGAAGUUGGAGUGAAGGCUCACUACCUCAUUGGUACAGGACAUAAUAGUGAAUUUCAGCAUAUGACUCAGAAUGAACAAAAAGAUAUCAUUCAAAAGUUCCGUACUGGCAAAAUCAACCUACUAAUUGCUACUACCGUAGCAGAGGAAGGCCUGGAUAUCUCACAGUGCAACAUUGUUAUACGCUACGGUCUUGUUACCAAUGAAAUAGCGAUGAUUCAGGCUCGGGGAAGAGCUCGAGCUGAGGAAAGCAUCUAUGUGCUUGUAGCUUCAGAUGGAUCGGGAGCUGCUGAACGUGAAAAUGUUAAUAUGUUUCGUGAGAAAAUGAUGCACCGAGCAAUUAAGCGUGUCCAAAACAUGCCACAUGAAAAUUAUUUGCAUAAGAUCAAAGAGCUUCAGCUGCAAAGCUGCAUGGAAAUGAAAAUGAAGGCAAAGAAAGAACAAUUUAAACAGUACAAGGAGAACCCCUCCCUGAUCAUGUUCCACUGCAAAAACUGCAAGGAUCCAAAAUGCUCAGGAGACGACAUUCAAGUUAUUUUAAAUAUGCAUCAUGUCAACGUUAAAAAGGAAUUUGCAGACCUUUAUAUCGUAAGGGAAAAUAAGACACUGCGAGCAAAAGAAGCAGAUUAUCAAACAAAUGGGGACAUUAUCUGUAGGAAAUGUGGCCAGAUUUGGGGAACUAUGAUGGUAUACAAAGGUCUAGAUCUUCCUUGCUUAAAAAUAAAAAAUUUCGUUUUGCAUUUCAAAGAUAAGAAAUGCACCUCAAAGAAAAUUUACAAAAAAUGGAGUGAACUAGCCAUUAAUUUUCCAGCUUUCAAUUAUGCAGAUCAUUAUAUUUUUAGUGAAGAUUAAGAAAGGCGAGAGUCUCUAAAGAUAGAUGGGAACGUUUUCUGCCUUCAGGUUUCCAAUGACAAGUUCAAAGAAGCCUUUUUCUUCUGUCUGGAUGUCUGCAGAUAUUGCACAAAUACUUUCCAUUCCCCCCCACCUCAGAAAUAUUCUGUAUUUCUGAAUAGCGACAGUUCAGAUCUAAUUCACUGUGUGAAAAGAAAAGAAAA
Messenger RNA from Notechis scutatus (mainland tiger snake), 3671 nucleotides. NCBI's taxonomy places the organism in Eukaryota, Metazoa, Chordata, Lepidosauria, Squamata, Elapidae. The record is from RefSeq and is a predicted model, not a curated record.